AUGGAAUCUCCAUCGGUUAAGUGUCCGUUGACCUCUGCCGGCGGGCGCGCGCGCCAACCGCCCCCGCUCCCGACACGUAAACAAGGCCCGCUCUUCCGGAAAGGCCGGGGCCGCGUCACCUCGCUUCCCCUCCCCCACCUCACCCCACCCCAUCCGACCCGACCCGACCCCACCUCGUGGACUCCGAGCCCCCUACGGCUCGCCCUCACCGAAGCCCCCUUCUCCGCUCCUCCCGACACUCCCGGCUGCGGGCCAGUACCUGUGAAUGAAUGCGAAGAUGCCUCAAAUUCAAUCACGCCGCGUCGCCUCCUACACGACACAGGAAGCCAACAAUGCCAGUCGCCUCUAAGUGCUCCGGCUCGGCGGGGCCGAAAUUUAUACAACGUCUGUUGCGUCACUUAUCACUCUUACGUAGGCGUAGUGUUCCUGCGCCGCUAA
Rangifer tarandus platyrhynchus (Svalbard reindeer) is the source of this 438-nucleotide messenger RNA. Lineage: Eukaryota; Metazoa; Chordata; Mammalia; Artiodactyla; Cervidae. The record is from the annotation of a GenBank genome assembly.